ACUAUCAAUACUCUGGUAAACACUGUGCAGAUCGUUAAUUUGCACAUGAAGACAGACAAGCAGAGCAGAGCAUCUAAGAAGAUAUGGCCACAGCCGGCAGUUUCUUGUCUGAAGAUCAGUUCCUGUGCUCCAUCUGUCUGGAUGUUUUCACAGAGCCUGUUUCAAUUCCAUGUGGACACAACUUCUGCAAGGCCUGUCUCAGCAGGCACUGGGAGGGCAAAGAGCAGUGUCAGUGCCCGAUGUGCAAAGAGGAGUUCCACAAAGGGUUCAAGCUGCGUGUCAACACUGGAUACAGGGACGUCGUGGAGAAUUUUAAGGAACACCAUGCAAAAGCUGACAAUAAUUCCCUUGUCAAACCAGGACAGGUGCCCUGUGACUGCUGCCUCGGCAACAAGUUCAAAGCCUCUAAGACCUGCCUGGUGUGCCUGACUUCAUACUGCGAGACACACCUUGAGCCUCAUCUGAGAGUUGCAGCCUUAAAGAGACACAAACUGACUGAUCCUGUGCAUAACCUGGAGGAUCAAAUAUGCAAGAAACACAACAGGUUGUUGGAGCUCUUCUGCAGGUACGACCAGACAUGUGUUUGUGUCCAGUGUACAGAACAUAGCAGUCAUGACACGGUCCCUUUAGAGAAAGCAUACGUAGACAAGAAGGCUCACAUGGGGAAGAAAAAGGCGGAAGUACAGCAAAAUAAAAAUAAGCGUGGAAAGAGGGCUCAGAAGAAGAAAGUGCCAGUGCAGACCAUGAGCAAAGAUGUGGUGGCAAACAGUGUGGUGUCCAAUCAAAUGCAAGGUCCUCCGAGGUGGUGGAUUCCAAACCAAUUCCACAGAUUUGGCUAUUUUUCUAGAAACAGUGGAGGGAGAUUCUACCAUGAGGUUCCAGCCCUAUGGAGCACCAGUUUAGAUUCAGAGCCGUUGCGUGGAGUCAGCACAUUUAUACCUGACCCCGGGAGUGAAAACUGGGUCAUAAGGUUGGGAACUGGCUCCAAGUGCAAGAGACCUAAUAUCCCAAUCCACCUCUUCUCGAUAUGCAUAUCUGAGCGAGUCAUGGCGGUUGUGGACUAUGAUGAAGGACUGGUGUCUUUCUUUCAUGCAGACACUGCAGAACCAAUCGUUUCUUAUACAGGCUGCAAAUUCAAUGAGAUGAUUUACAUGUUUUACCAUCCUACUCCUACACUGUUCGACAGGUGGGAACUGUGGCUACGAAAUAAGUUUGAAAAGAUAAAAGAAUGGUCACAAAGUCCAGAAGCCUUGAUCUGCUUUGUUUUUUUCUACUUUGCUCUGUGUUGGAUGUGGCCAAAUUAAAAACCACAACAGUCUUUAUGAGGGCAGAGCUGAAACAGAUUGUGAUGACAUUUGAAACUAGUAAAACCUGAUGGCCACUUCCUGGAUACUUUGCAUACCAAUCUGCAGGUUGAGCUCAGUUCAACUGGAAAUAAUUACUUUCUUUGUUUGUAAAACCUUUUUGAUAUUUGCUCAAGAUGAAGCUGCAUGUUUAUUUUUUAUCCAUAUUUUGUCAUAUAUUUUUGUAAUUAUGUAUUUGAUAAAAAAAAAAAAAGAAGCCUGUUAAAAUCUUGACAUUAUAAAAACAUGUUUGAGGUGUGGAUGAACUUGUAGAUGUAGGGAUUGUAUUUCUGUCACUUUAUCACAUGUUACAAACUGAUUGAGGUUCAUGUACAGUGAGUCUGUCAAUUACAGUGUUAAGUUGUAAUCAUGACUUUGAAUGCUUGUCAUUAUCAUUUGGUGUUGAAUUAUCAGUAUUUGAUGCACAAAAUGAAUUUACAUAAAGUUUA
Centropristis striata (black sea bass) is the source of this 1792-nucleotide messenger RNA. RefSeq names its product E3 ubiquitin-protein ligase TRIM47-like. The coding region runs from base 84 to 1304 and encodes 406 amino acids. The transcript has 2 exons. The record is from RefSeq and is a predicted model, not a curated record. Lineage: Eukaryota; Metazoa; Chordata; Actinopteri; Perciformes; Serranidae. Gene Ontology annotation, molecular function: zinc ion binding.